Molecule: messenger RNA, 1460 nt
Organism: Dioscorea cayenensis subsp. rotundata (Guinea yam)
Lineage: Eukaryota; Viridiplantae; Streptophyta; Magnoliopsida; Dioscoreales; Dioscoreaceae
Product: probable ubiquitin-like-specific protease 2A
Exons: 9
Coding region: 100-1047 (315 amino acids)
Biological process (GO): proteolysis
Molecular function (GO): cysteine-type peptidase activity
Source: RefSeq, a predicted model, not a curated record
GGCAUGAAGUCUCUAAUGUUUCCAACUUCGGCGCAGCAUUGAAAAGAGUUAAAACUCGGAAAGCUUUCUCAGUUUCUCAGAGGCAUUUCAACAGUAACCAUGGCUGCAUCUCCGGGGGAGAAUCGUGUUAUUACUCGGAGUCACACAAGGAAAGCAAAGGAGCAACUGAAUAACACUGAAGAUCGUCUCUCGUCCUUCUUUUAUUCUCUUCCUCGCUAUGGGCGAUCACAAAAGCUUCGGAAUAGUAGACCAUCUCAUUCAAAUGAUGAGAAGAAGCUAGACACUAAUAUGUUUGAGUCUUACUUAGAGGAUUUGUGGAACAGCAUAUCGGAAGAAAAGAGGAGUUCCUACACAUACCUUGACUGUUUAUGGUUUUCUUUGCACAAGAAAGGGUUGGCAAAGGAAAAUGUGCUCAAGUGGAUCAAGAAAAAGCAGAUAUUUUCAAGGAAAUAUGUUUUCAUUCCUAUUGUUUGCUGGAGGCACUGGAGUCUUCUUAUCUUUUGUAAUUUUGGGGAGAAAAGGCCGUCAAAUACCAAGAGGCCUUGUAUGCUACUUCUAGAUUCACUCCAACAAGCAGAUCCAGGGAAACUAGAGCCGGAUAUAAGAAGAUUUGUGUUGGACAUUUAUGGAGCGGAGGCAAGAAAAGAGAAGGAAGCUGUUAUAUCCAAAAUUCCUCUGUUUAUUCCAAAGGUGCCACAACAGAGAAAUGGUGAGGAAUGUGGUAUCUUUGUUCUCUACUUCAUAUAUCUGUUUGUCCAGAAUGCACCUACGAGUUUCUCUCUGGAUGGUUAUCCAUAUUUUCUCAAGGAAGAUUGGUUUGCUCCAGAUGACCUAGAAAGCUUUCGAAAGAAAAUCCACUCUUUUGAAUGUAGUAAGAACAUUGAAUCUGAUACUCGUCAGCAAAGGCAUUUGGGGGGAUCAGAUUUAUAUGGUCUAACCCCUGAAUGCAGAGAAGCUGUUUCCUCAUCUGAGUCCCAAAAUGUGGUUACAAAAAAAGAAUGGGCCUUGGUGCCAGGGAGCAAUGGAAUGAUCGUAGACAUCCAAUGAUGCACAGACUAAACUAACCUUUGUCAAUAUAAGCGGCAAAAGUGACAGGCAUUGAAUACCCCCCUUCUUGUUCCGACCUAAGUUCGUUCGUCUCAAUUAGUAGACAAUCAUUCAGCGUAUUUGUUCGAGCGGUGAACAUCGCCAUUCUUUUCAUGUUGUUUCCCACUGGAGUUUGUUUGUUUGUCUACAAGAUCACUGAUUGAAUUACAGUAACAGAAGAUUGAAUCAACAGAUAGAAUACGAAACUGCCUAUCCUUUUCGUUGUUAAAUGUCAAAUAUUACUAGUACAGAUUAAACAUUUCUUACAUGUUUGAUUAAUGGAUUUCCAACCAGUUCAUGCUGAAUACUGUAAUACUGUGAGACCCUUGGUUUAUUGUACAUUGGUCUGUAAUUCCAGGAUUUAUAUCAGAAUA